UUUCACAUUUCGACACUCAAAUUGGGUAAGCCUAAUCGAGCUCCUCUCCGUCGCCGUUGCCUCCUCGCCGUUGAAGUCAAUUCUUCUCCGUCGACGUCAUUUCGCCACGUCCGACUCUUCUUCUUCUGCAUCGGAGUGGCAAAAAUGUCCAUUGGAACUCCAAUAACAGCAACUAGCAGAUUAUACCCCAUUAUAUGGCAUCGCCAGCACUGCUAUAGUUUGUUUACUAUAUGCUGCUCAUCCUCUGAUUCAAAUCGGAGGCGUGGCUUUGGGCGUCAACCUAAUGCAAAGAAUAAGGACAAGAAGGCACACAAAGUGACAACCUCCCGUGCGGAGCAGGAUGCAGUAUUAGAAGCAAGGAAAACAUCUACUAGACAGCCAGGCUCCAUAAACAGGGCACCUGGGUUAAGCUUUCAAAGUGAUGGAAAAUCAAGCAAUAUUGCCAUGGAUCUUGAGUUUGAAGAGCGGCUGAAGGCUGUUAAAAGGUCUGCACUUGAGCAGAAAAGGAUUGAUGAAAGUAAAGAAUAUGAAUCAAUUGACUAUGAUGCACUGGUUGAAUCAGACCGUAGUACAGUUGGACUUGGAACUAAGAUUGGAAUAGGAGGUGCAAUUGCAGUCUUCGGGUUGGUUUUUGCUCUUGGAGAUUUUGUUCCCACAGGAAGUGAGAUUCCCACUGAGGAGGCCGCGAUUGUCAACAGUAAACUCUCAGAAGAUGCGAAACAGAAUCUUCAGGCUAGGCUUGGAGAAUACGAGGCAAUGCUUAGUGCCUCUCCACAAGAUUCCAAUUCUCUUGAAGGUGCAGCAGUAACGUUAGCAGAACUAGGUGAGUUUACUCGGGCUGCCUCUUUGCUGGAGGAUUUGAUAAUGAAGAAACCAAAUGAUCCUGAUGCUUUCCGCUUGCUGGGAGAAGUCAAAUAUCAACUCAGAGAUUAUGAAGGGAGUGCUGCUGCGUAUAGGAGGUCUGCAAUGGUAUCUAAAACCAAUAAUUUUGACAUUCUUCGGGGCCUUACAAAUGCAUUGCUUGCUGCAAAGAAACCAGAUGAGGCUGUUCAGGUCCUUCUGGCCUCUCGUGAGCGCUUGAUAGCAGAAAUGUCAAAUGACCUUGCUGCCGAUGGUGAUUCAUCGGAGAAAGAGAAAGAGUCGCAGUUGGUGGAUCCAAUCCAAGUUGAAUUGCUUCUUGGAAAAGCGUACUCAGAUUGGGGCCAUGUUAGUGAUGCUGUAUCUAUUUACGAUCAACUCAUUUCUAACCACCCUGAUGACUUUCGGGGUUACUUAGCGAAGGGAAUAAUUCUGAAACAAAAUGAUAGGGUUGGAGAUGCGGAGAGGAUGUUUAUUCAAGCACGGUUCUUUGCACCAGAGAAGGCCAAGGCACUUGUGGACCGUUAUUCAAGGCAGUGACCUCCAUUCAACCUCACAACAGGUGAUAUAUUAUUUCCGAGACUGCAAUUCCAAGGGCUACAGUAUCUCCGAUGCUGAAAUUCUAUGUUAUUGUUGGCUAAUAGAGUUGCCAUUCAACCUGUGCAGCAGAUGAUUGAUUAUUUGUUUCAGUCCGGGCAGUCACAUUCUGAAUAGAGAUGCCAAUGUGGUUUGCAAAUUCACUUCGUGUAUAUAUGUAUAUGUGUGUGGGUGUUCCUUCGUUGCACCGGAUGGAAUUGGAAUGAUAUAGAGAGUACAAAGAUGUAUAUAUGAUUGAAAGUCUACCCAGUACCUCAGGAUUGUCACAUUCCCUGUCAAUGGAAAAUUGUAAAGGCAGCAAGGUAUGGAGAAGUCGAUUUUUGUUCC
Rhododendron vialii is the source of this 1782-nucleotide messenger RNA. RefSeq lists its product as uncharacterized. Lineage: Eukaryota; Viridiplantae; Streptophyta; Magnoliopsida; Ericales; Ericaceae. The transcript is spliced from 16 exons. Gene Ontology annotation, molecular function: protein binding. The record is from RefSeq and is a predicted model, not a curated record. The coding region runs from base 145 to 1398 and encodes 417 amino acids.